Tigriopus californicus is the source of this 1042-nucleotide messenger RNA. RefSeq names its product mediator of RNA polymerase II transcription subunit 18-like (gene MED18). The coding region runs from base 346 to 1020 and encodes 224 amino acids. The record is from RefSeq and is a predicted model, not a curated record. Gene Ontology annotation, biological process: regulation of transcription by RNA polymerase II; termination of RNA polymerase II transcription. Gene Ontology annotation, cellular component: core mediator complex; mediator complex. NCBI's taxonomy places the organism in Eukaryota, Metazoa, Arthropoda, Copepoda, Harpacticoida, Harpacticidae. The transcript has a single exon. Gene Ontology annotation, molecular function: transcription coregulator activity.
CCACUCAGCCGUGUGUCGUCACCCUGUUUGUUUUUCUUGUUCCUUUCGGACUUGUUUGACUUUCAGUCUGAUUGCGCUGUCUUCGUUGCUAGUUGAGUGCAUACUGCAUGCUCAUGUCCCUGGGGUUGGCCGUCCCAAUCACUUAGGUGGGCGGGCUGCGGGUCUAUGCUCCCCAGUCGAACCUAUGCCAGGGUUAGUCCGUGCUCUACCUUCUCCGCCUGGUCCUGGUCGGCCUCUAAUGUGUACACGUCUCGGUCCAUGAGUGAGUCCAUUUUUGUCGAGUGAUAUCCCGGUCGUCUGGUCGUCUGGGCCUUAUUACCUUGGUUGUUUCUCCGGGGAAAGGCCAUGAGCGGUGGCUCGGCCGGUCUCAUGCAGGGUAUUGAUACCCUCACCUGGGCUAUGAAGUCCAACAUCAUCCCGGAUCAAGAGUACCUGCUCCAGGGCUCGAUCUUGGACACGCAUGUGGAAGUGCUCAAACAUCGGCUCCGCGGAUUGUGCGACAACGUGGAUUCCGGCCAAGAGACCUUUCAAGAGCGUGAGAUGGUGUUCGCCAUCCAAGGCACCUCCUCCCAACCGCUCCAUCUCCGCAUUCGACGACCGCUCGAGCAACAGGCUGAAUGUCCCUGGCAACUCCGAUACAUCGGACAACCCGAAUUGGGCAAUCGACCCACCCUGGUCCGCAGUUGCUACGAUAUCGCGUGCAGCGACAACGCCGUCGAGUUCCUGACCGAGUUGGGCUGUCGCCUUGAGUACGAGUUCGUGGCCAAAGGCUUCCUCUUCCGCAAAGGUCGUAUGAAGGUGACGGUGAGCAAGAUCUUCAAAACUUUGCCACCCAAUCCCAACCUGAUGGGUCAAGAAUCGCUGGAACCGCUCUUGGCCUCGCAUCUGGUCGAGCUGAGCGUGUUGGCCCCCUCGGGCAAUGACGCCGUGGCCGAUGAUAUGAAGAACUUUGCCGAGCAACUCAAACCCUUGGUCAUGUUGGACAAGAUCGACCCGCGACGUCACGGCAUGCUGUCUUAAAGCACCGGGGCCAGGAAGGACA